Schistosoma mattheei is the source of this 1332-nucleotide messenger RNA. The record is from the annotation of a GenBank genome assembly. NCBI's taxonomy places the organism in Eukaryota, Metazoa, Platyhelminthes, Trematoda, Strigeidida, Schistosomatidae.
AUGGACUAUUCGCGAGUUCCCGAUAAGGCUGUUAAACUUUCUGAACUACUGGAUCUAGCUCUUGGAACACCUGAUCCAGGGUCGGUUAACUUCGGAAUAUUGUAUAUCAUUUUAUCACAUAUAAUAAAGCACCUCAAACUCAGCGAUGUGGAGCCAGAUGUAGAGAAACCUUCAAAUGAACCACGGUCACAGAAUGAAGCAAAAAUAUCAACUUCUGAAUUGGCCCCAAAUAUAUUCCAUAAUAUUCAAAAAAGAUUAACCACUAUUGAAUCUCAAUUAGCCUUAUUGAAUUCUUUACCAAAUAAUCAAGAUAUUAUUGGUUACAUUGAUAAUGAUAUACAUAAUAAAAAGAAUAAUAAUUCAUUAGAUAAUUCAAAUGAUAAUUAUAGAAAAGUUACUAAUCUAUGGCAAACUGUACAAACUAAUAAACGUUUAGAUGCUACAGAAGAAGGUCUUCAUAGAUUAAGCUCCUUGACAGAUGACCUACUUGAACAAAUCAAGAAAUUUUCAGAACAAAAUAGAGCAUUGAAAUCUGCACUUGACGAAGCAUUAUUAAACUCUGCAUUAAAGGAUCAAUUGGCUGAAUUAACACGAAAAUUAGGUGAAAUUGAAAAACGUCAGAAUCAAGAAGCAGCUCUUUUACAAAAUGUUGUUCAUAUGGAUGCAUUACGUGGUUUAGUAUUUUGGCAUACAUUAGGCAAAUCAAUUACUGGAGUAGAUUAUUUAACUGCUUAUUCACAAGUCAAUACUACUACUACUACUAAUAGUAAUAAUAAUGGUAAUGGUAAAUCAUAUCAUGUCAGUACUAUUGAUAAUAAUCUAAUGAAAGAGGAAUCAAAUCGUUUAACAAAGUGUUUACCAGAAGAAUUUCUUGAAUGUCCAGAUCCGGAUCUAUCGUCUACACUUCGAAAACUUGGAAAUGUAGCCUCUGGAUUUGAUUCAGUAGUUAAUCGAAUUGAACAACUUGAAGGAAUUAUAAAACAAAAAGCUGAUCGUAGUGAACUAGAAGGUUUGGGUGUACCAACAGAAUUAUAUGAAAAACUAUAUAGUUUAGAAGCUAUUGUUAAAGAGUUAACCAAAGAAAGAGAAAAGAUUUAUGUAGAUUGUGGAACAUCGCCUCAUAUGCCUUAUCCGUCUGAUGAUAAGAAAUUAUUGAAAAAAUUACAAAAUACCAUGUCAGUAUUACAAGAACAAAUUAAUCAAUUGAAUAAUACGGUUACUAAUGUACAAUCACAAUUUAAAAAACUCCAUGAAACUGUUGAAGAUGUUAAACAGUAUGCAGAUGAUUUGGAAACGCGUAAAGCAAUGCAAAUUAUGUUGAUACACAAUUAG